Messenger RNA from Cuscuta epithymum, 510 nucleotides. NCBI's taxonomy places the organism in Eukaryota, Viridiplantae, Streptophyta, Magnoliopsida, Solanales, Convolvulaceae. The record is from the annotation of a GenBank genome assembly.
UCCUCACGCACAUUUCUUUCUCUCCCACAUCCCUCUUUGUUCGUUCUCUUCUUCCCACCUUUCUCUCUGUUUUUUAUUUUUUCUUUCCAGAUAUCAUGGAUGAUUUUCUAGCAUAUUUGAUGGUGGAUGGAGAAGUGACCGGAAACGAUGGAGGUUUGGAAGAUACCCCUUACCUGCGACGGAUGACGGACAACGGAAAUGGAAGAAACGUGGAAGCUCUGAAUGUCGAAAAUGGGGGAGCUGUGAACGAAGAAGAUGGAGUUGCGAACGGAAAUGGUGGAUCUGUGAAUGAGGAAGAUAGAUGGUGGUCCGAACAACCCUAGGGACGAAGACUUAGGUGGGACGGGUGGCAGACCUGUGACACAAGGCGUCAAUGAAGUUUCGAUAUUUGACGACCGAGAUGAUUACAGCUGUGACGGGAAGAGAAUAGCAGGGAGAACAUGAACACAGAUGUUGGAGAAUCUCUGCAAGUAAUGCUAUGUAAUUAGCUACAUAGCUCCCAUACUGAAG